AUGUCAGAGCCUAACACUACACAGAAUACGAUUCUCAUUCCGCCAGAUCUUUAUUAUAAAGAGUACUGGCUAAAUACCAGCUUUCAGGAUUGGUCUAUUGAGUCGUUCGAUAUGUUUUGGAUCCAACAAAAUCCAACUCUCCAUCAAAGUCAAGAUCGAGCCCAUACUUCGUUAGGUUCCGAGUUGAAAAUUCUCUCUAAAGCAUCUGAUCAAAGGGUGGCAGAAAAAGCGUUGCUCUUACAAAAAUUAUUAAAGUGUAAGAAAUCGGCAGAAAUCAUUGAUAUUAUCUGGGACCGGAGCGAAGAAAUUGCGGAUUCAAAAGUUCGUUUAACGCUGAGUGAACUGCUAACCAAGACGAAGGUUAAGACAAAUAUUGUCAGUGAAAUUGGAGAUUUAGGAAGCAGUGCAACCUCAAAAUGA
Messenger RNA from Ambispora leptoticha, 420 nucleotides. Lineage: Eukaryota; Fungi; Glomeromycota; Glomeromycetes; Archaeosporales; Ambisporaceae. The record is from the annotation of a GenBank genome assembly.